Messenger RNA from Oncorhynchus keta (chum salmon), 6124 nucleotides. RefSeq names its product cilia and flagella associated protein 65 (gene cfap65). Lineage: Eukaryota; Metazoa; Chordata; Actinopteri; Salmoniformes; Salmonidae. The transcript has 33 exons. The record is from RefSeq and is a predicted model, not a curated record. Bases 131 to 5956 code for a protein of 1941 amino acids.
AUAGAGACGGAAACAAUUAUUUCUAUGGAAACUGGAGCAUGGAUGACUACUGUUGUUCUUAGCACUGGAUAAAUAGUGAAUGAAACGUCUAAACUGAUGUUUAUUUCAUAGUAUUACAUUUGAAUGAGAGAUGUUGGCUGAGGUUCCAGGGAACCCUCUAAGCUCUGGCCUCCUCUGGACAGCCACCCGUGGUAAAGAUGAAAAGCGCCCAGGCCUAACCCUGCAGCGGUCUGGGGAUGCCCAGAGGAAGAUUCCCUCCCAGCGUUGCUGCUUCCUCGGGGUAGAGACCUGGGAAGAGCUGAAGUGGGAGGACUGGGAGCUGGGAGGGGAGUUCACGAAGACCCUGCUGCUGAAGAACAUCCAUAGUAAACUUCAGAAACUACGUUUCAGGCCUCCUGCGUCAACGUUCUUCACCACCCUGUUUCCUCAGAUCAUCACUCUGAGUCCUGGAACGUCUUUUUCUCUUCCUGUUACCUUCCGCCCCCUUGAUAGGUGUGAGUACCAGGACACCAUAGAGUUCCACAGUAAAGAUGGGUUGUUCCAGGUGUCUCUGAGGGCGACCAUACCUCACCAUGCUCUGGACGUACCCGAGUCUGUCCUCCUGCCACCCUGUGCUGUUCUCCACCAAUCACAGACCGUCUUCAUGUUCCGCAACGCCAGUAAGCUACAGACAGGUUUCCGGUGGGAGGUGCCCUCUCCGUUCCAACUGUGUCCAGAGAGCGGGAUGCUGGAGCCGGGUCAGGAGUGUAGAGUCACGGUGCUCUUCAGACCACGGGAGGCGUUGGUCUACCAGGUCCAGGCUAGCUGUGCCUUCGGAGACGAGGGAGAGAACAGCUGUACUGUGCUCCUACAGGGCCUAUCAAAGUACCCGUUCCUUCAGAUCAGUGCCCCGGGUCAGGAGGAGGGAUGUAAGGUGCUGGAAUUUGGCAAUGUGCCUGUCGGCUGCAACAUGGAAAGACACUUUGAGAUUCUCAAUCCAUCCUCAAUAACGACUUCCUUUAGUCUGUCCAGGAUGCAGCGCCCACUGCUGUCAGAGUCAGUGUUCCAGUGUGGUUUCCAGAAGGGAGAGGUGGCUCCACGUACCUCCAUCAGGGUACCUGUGAUUUUCUCUCCUGGAACUGUGGACAUUACCACUGUGGACUACCUGUCACUCACCUGCCCCGGGGCGCUCAGCAAAACCCUGCUCAAAGUCACCGGCACCUGCAUAGGUCCUCAGGUGUCCCUGUCCUCCUCCAUGCUGGACUUUGGCUGUGUGGACGAGGGUGAGGAGGCCUUGCGCACCGUGGACAUCAUCAACUCCUCCUCUGUGGAGGCCCAAUAUCAGUUUGACUUGGACGCCACAGGGCAUAGUGUCUUCACCUUGGAGCCAGCCUGUGGUACCCUGCCACCCAACAGCAGCCGGCGCCUACGCCUGCUCUUCAGACCACACCACCCCAUGGGACAUCACAGGAGGGUGGUCUGUCUGCUGCUACACAGGGAGCCUCUGUUCCUGGACCUGAUAGGGACCUGUCACUCUGAGCAGCUGAAACCAGCCAUCCUUCACCCCAGACACCUGGUCCUGUACCGGCAGCACCUGGCCCGGGGACUCACCUGCUACCCUCCUGAUGUACUCGGCGCCAUGCUGGCAGAGGACAAGAUCCAAGUGGACCUGGAGGGAGCUCUGAUGUUACACGAGGAUCCUGCUGCUGUGCCAGAGAAGAGCCCUAUGGAGGAAUAUUACCAAGGCUGUGCAGGGGGCAAGGUGGAGGCUGAGCUAGGAGGCAGCGGUGAGGGGUCCAACAGUUCCCACGUCACAGUGGAUCCCCCAGAGUUGCUGUUCUACAAUGGCUCCGUCUCUACCUCGCAGUCUGUGACUCUCUCCAAUCACACCAAGGGCAAGCUCAGCUUGAUCUGGACCCCGGCUCCUAACUCCUCCUUCUCCGUCACACCCUCGUCAUGUGAUCUGGGACCCCUGAAGUCGACUGCUUUCAGAGUCAGCUACACGCCCAAGCAACACAACACCUUCCAUGGGGCACAGCUAGAGUGCUUCGCUCUCUACAAGGUGUUGCGGGACCAUCGGCAGGUAGAGGACCGUACCUUGUGCCCUCCCUGGUGUGUCACAGUCCGGGUCAUUGGACACUCCUUCCAGCCUGGCCGGGAGCACUUCAUCCCCCGGUUCUCCUUGCAGCGCCCCCUAGUGGUCUUCCCUGCUCUGAGCCUGGUCUCCUACAGGACUGUGCUCCUGGAGAACACGGGAGACCUACCCUUGGUGUUCAGGCUGGACCCAGAGGAGUGUCCUUCGGUGUCUGUUCAGCCCACCAGCGGCCUGGUCCUACCUGGACACCACCAGAUUCUCACCCUCAGGACCACCCCGGCAGAAGACUGCCCUGCCAAGCUACCCCUCACCCUGCACUUCAAUGCCAGUCCCAAGCACACCCAGGAGCUGUCGGUGGUGAGUGUGGUAGAGAAGCCUUGUCUGUCUCUGGAAGGAGAAGGUAGUCUGUUCUUCAAACCCACGGCCGUGGGCUCCCGCUCCCAAAGCCCCUACAGGGUCAGGAACCUGACCAGAUUACCUCUGAGGUUCCACUGGAGGAUCUCUGGACCUGACCAACGGGUCAUCUCUGUGGCCCCUGACACGGGAGUCCUGCAGCCCAAUGAGACCACGGUGCAGACGUGGUCCUUCACCCCAUUUGAGGAAAUGGUUUACAAUCUGAAACCCAACCUGACCUUCUGGCCAAUCCAGACGCCCGGAUGCAGGAAGUCCCGCCUCCCCCUGAAAGUAGUGGGCAUGGCCUCCAAAGGAUCCAUCCAGGCAGAGCAUGGGGUGCUGAAUCUGGGGGAGGUGUUGGUGGGAGACUGUAGGUCCUUCGAGGUGCCUCUCAUCAACAACGGUUCCUGUUCUGUCAGCUUCUGUUUGGCUGUACAACAGAGCCUGCUAGACCCGGGGUUGCCUGAGAAGAAAGACCCUGUUGCCCUGGAGCUGGACUCUGAGAGAGGCACCAUCCCAGCUCGCUCCAGGCUGCUGAUCCGCUCCACCGUGAGGCCUGCCAGGAGGACCAGAUACUGCUGGGACCUCACAUACCAGACACUCAGCUCUGCAGGCUCUGUGCUGGAUGCUCCCCAGGCUCUGUGCCAGGUGCAGGGUGAAGGGGUGUUCCCCACCCUGGAGGUGACAGAUGUGCGUUGCAGCGGCAGCGUGGAGGGGCUCAGCAAGCUGCAGAUCUGGAGCCUCUUUUCUCUGGGACACCUCAACGCCCACCUGCAGAGAGAUUCCCGCCCCAAGUCAGCUCAAUUAGAUUCCGGGUUUCCAGUCAGACACAGUUAUAUACAAUGUGUAGUUGAGGUGUGUCUGUCCCCCACCUCCUCCAGUCUGCGUCGCUGUCCCUCCAUCUUCACGUCGGCCAUGUUGGAUUUCAACUUCAGCGCUGCUCCGCUGGGCUCAGACCCCUCCAAUGUGCUGCUGAUGUUUGAGAACACUGGGAGCAUCCCUGUCGAGUGGUCGUUCCUGUUCCCAGAAGACCAGCAGAUAGAGCUUGAGUACUGGGCUGAGACUGGGGAGUUCAGCACGACAGAGCUCCACCACAUGAAGGUGCAGGAUAACAGGCUGUUUAAUAUAGCACCCCGCUCUGGUAAACUACACCCAGGACAGCAGAAGACAGUGACAUUUAGCUACAGACAUGACUUUGUUGGUACUGACCGUCUCCCAGUCCUGUUCAAGCUGUCUCACGGCAGAGAGAUUCUGUUGAACUUCAUGGGAGUGACGGUGGAGAGAGACAGACACUACCUGCACUUCACCUGCACCAAGCACGUCUUUGCCCCAGUGCCAAUCGGGGGGUUCAGUCCCCCUAAACAGGUGUAUGAGCUGUACAACGGAGGGGCUGUCCCUCUGAGGUACCGUGUGGACACAGAGCCCCUUGAGCAGCUGACGGCUGAUAACUUUGGUCACCCCGUGAUGCAGUGUCUCAACCCCCAGGGAGAGGUGAAGCCUGGCAGGACAGCCCUGCUGGAGUGGGUCCUCUCCCCCCUGGAGGCCAAGACUUACAGUGUGGACAUCUCUAUCCAUGUGCUGGAGGGAGACACCAUGCUGUUGACGUUUGAAGGCUGUGGGUUUGAUAACAGUGUGCUGGGAGAGUCGGCACCACUACAGCUUCAUGAUGGCUACAUGUCUGUCCCCAGCACACAGAGGAUGGCCCUGCCCAACCAGGUGCUGUUCCUGUCAGAGGAGAGAUUGUGUCUUGGGGACAUCCCAGUCUGCUCUCGCUCCACACGGGUCCUGUUCCUGACGAAUGUCUCCCACAGUGACAGAGUCCUCUACAACUGGAACCUGACUGACCAGUCAGUCCAGAUCUACCCAGAGCAUGGUGCUCUGUCUCCAGGGGAGAGCUGUCUCUGUAUCCUGACUCUCCAGGCCUCUGGCAGCCCCAGCUUCUACCAGCUUGACAUCAUCUGUGAGGUGACCCUGGAGGAGGCUCUGUCUCAGUACCGUCAGGAUCUACAGCAGUGGGAGAUGGAGAGAGACAGACAGAGGAAUGAGUUUAGCCUGACUGACAAAGACCUGCAGCAGAGUCAGACCAGCUACCCCCAGGGUCAUACACAGAGUCAGACCAGCUACCCCCAGGGUCAAACACAGAGUCAGACCAGCUACCCCCAGGGUCAUACACAGAGUCAGACCAGCUACCCCCAGGGUCAUACACAGAGUCAGACCAGCUACCCCCAGGGUCAUACACAGAGUCAGACCAGCUACCCCCAGGGUCAUACACAGAGUCAGACCAGCUACCCCCAGGGUCAAACACAGAGUCAGACCAGCUACCCCCAGGGUCAUACACAGAGUCAGACCAGCUACCCCCAGGGUCAUACACAGAGUCAGACCAGCUACCCCCAGGGUCAAACACAGAGUCAGACCAGCUACCCCCAGGGUCAUACACAGAGUCAGACCAGCUACCCCCAGGGUCAAACACAGAGUCAGACCAGCUACCCCCAGGGUCAUACACAGGAGAGCAACACUAAGGAGGUUGUACCUUCCCCACAGAAGACUGGACCUGUAGUCAGGAAAUACAAGACUCUACCUCCUAUCUGUAGCAGCAGUGCCGUGGUUGGGGGUAUGUGUACCAGGCCCAGUCGUGCAGAGCGGAGGGCACAGAGAGAGGCAAGCCAGGUAUGGAGGAGACCUGAACCACCCUGCCCCACCCUGCUACACCUUGGGGUCACCGCCCGCUCACACUCCCUCCUAGAGUUCCAGACCUUCUUCCCCUCCCUGCUCAGCACACACCACAUCAACAGGUCGGCCCGGCCCAAUGUGACCCGUUGUGGAUCCCGUCAGAGCAGACCUCCAUCUGUAGACAUGCCUCCUCUCAGCCACGGACCAGAGAGAGAGAUCAUUACCCACACGCUCACCUCUAUAUUCAGGAGCCUCCUGGACGACCCUCACUUCCACCACUCUCUGGUGAACGGUGUGGCUGAACCCGUGCCCUACUUCACCCAGCUGAGACAGACUGCCUACACCCCUACCACACCUCUCCCUGGGGCUGCUACGCCUUUUCCUGGGACCAGGGAGGCCCCUCCACCUUGCCCCCCUACUCCUCAGCUCCUCAUGGGGGGCAGUCUGUACAGUGCUGGGGUAACAGAGGUAACAAAGCAACAGCCACAGACCCAGAAGCCAACAGUGAAGCGAGAUUGUCAGCUCAACGUUCAGGAGACCAUCCGCAGGUUGCCAGAGUUCUGUGACGUGACAGAGGAGGUUCUCCUCAACACCUUACAGAACCUGAUGAUGGAGGCCUUCCUGGGAGAGCUGGUCCUUACAGCCAGGCCACGAAUCAUCGCUCUGCCUCCUGUCUCUGCCAGGAGGAACAGCUGUGGUUCCAGGAGACUGUCCAGAGGUGGACCUGACCCAGACAGGAGCAGAGAGACAAGGGGGGUUCCUCUGGGUCUUAGCUUCAGCCCACCCUCUUCACUACUGGCCAACUUGGCAUGGACCUAACCAGUGUUUUACUCCACACAAUGCCUCAACAUUAUUUCAUACCCAAUUAAUAACUAUAAAAAAAAUGUUUAAAAAAGUAAAACAAAAGUUGAUUUGACAAUUUUAAAAUAGCGAUUUACGUCUCGAUGCCCUGAUCUACAAUGUGAUCAGUACUUUCACACCCUCAUG